Messenger RNA from Alligator sinensis (Chinese alligator), 690 nucleotides. It is a transcript of the gene EIF4E1B, whose product is annotated as eukaryotic translation initiation factor 4E family member 1B. The record is from RefSeq and is a predicted model, not a curated record. NCBI's taxonomy places the organism in Eukaryota, Metazoa, Chordata, Crocodylia, Alligatoridae. Gene Ontology annotation, cellular component: eukaryotic translation initiation factor 4F complex; cytoplasm. Gene Ontology annotation, molecular function: translation initiation factor activity; RNA 7-methylguanosine cap binding. Gene Ontology annotation, biological process: translational initiation. The coding region runs from base 1 to 657 and encodes 218 amino acids. The transcript has 7 exons.
AUGCCGCCGGCCGCAGCCGGGGCGGGGGCCGCGCCGGCCCAGCAGCAGGCAGCGGCACCGCGGCGGCGCAGGGCCCACAAAGAGGUGCUGGUGGCUGUGCCCCUGGGCAAGCACCCGCUGCAGAACAGGUGGGCGCUGUGGUUCUUCAAGAAUGACAAGAGCAAGAUGUGGCAGGCCAACCUGCGCCUGGUCACCAAGUUCAGCACUGUCGAGGACUUCUGGGCGCUGUACAGCCACAUCCAGCUGGCCAGCAAGCUGACGUCGGGCUGUGACUACUCCCUCUUCAAGGACGGGAUCGAGCCCAUGUGGGAGGACAACCGGAACAAGUGUGGCGGGCGCUGGCUCAUCACGCUGGCCAAGCAGCAGCGGCACACCGAGCUUGAUCACUUCUGGUUGGAGACUCUGCUGUGCCUCAUCGGGGAGUCGUUUGACGAGUACAGCAGCGAGGUCUGCGGCGCCGUCAUCAACAUCCGUGCCAAGGGUGACAAGAUCGCGGUGUGGACCUGCGAGGCCGAGGACCGCGAGGGCGUCCCCCACAUCGGGCGUGUGUACAAGGAGCGCCUGGGCCUGUCCUCCAAGAUUGUCAUCGGCUACCAGGCCCACGCGGACACAGCUACCAAAAGUGGCUCCCUCACCAAGAAUAAGUUCGUGGUGUGAGGCCGGGCGGGCCCUCAAUGAAAGCACUGCAGC